GCAAGAGAGCGAGCGAGAGAGAGACGGAGAUGGAGGAGGAGAUGCAGCCGGCAGAGGAGGGUCCCUGCGUCCCCAAAAUCUGUAAGCAGAGAAGCCCCUACAGCGCCCUCAAGACGUUCACUUGCAAGAAACUGGUGGGUAAGCGGUACGACAGACCGACCAUGGUGGAGAUCCCGCAGCUGGGAGCCGGCGGGGGGCAUCACCACCACCCCCAGCAGCAUCAACAACAACACCUUCAGCAUCAGCAGCCCUCCAUCAUCAGCAGCAGCGAGCCACCGCAGCCGCCUUUCCCUUACGAGAACGGGCCCGGGUCCAAAGCGGCAACAUCCUCGUACUCCUCUUCCUCCACCUGCCCGACGGUGGCUUCGCUCAGCAGUCAGCAGAGGCACGGCUCCGGGCGCUACGCUGCUGCCCUGGGGCACGAGCCCCCCGACUCACAACCGGGCCUCAGCGCAGGGGUCUGCAGCCGUAGUUUCCAACCCAUGAAGUAUGGGCCACUUGGGAAGUGUAAAAGGUUUUCAGAAAGCCGCAUGAUUUUAGAUGCCUUUGCCCAGCAAUGCAGUCGGGUACUAAGCCUCCUCAAUAACAAUGGAAGGUUCCUUGAUCCCCGGCCAUCCCAGUCAGUGGUGUCUCACAUAAAACAAGAAGAUGAAUGUUAUGGGGAAAGAUCUGUCCAGUGUCAGAUGGUCAAAGGUGGUGGCCCCGGGGAGCUGCAGACAUCGGACAGCCUAGACAUGGAGAUUCAAUAUGUACAGAAGAAGCAGCAGACAUCUGCCUUACUCCGGGUCUUCACAGAAUCUCUUCAGAGCUACCUGAUAGCUGGGAGCCGGCCCUCUCAGAGUACUUCCGCUGCAAAUGACUUUUGUCAUGCCAGUGACAUAGAUCCAUUGUCCUCUUCCCCUGUUCAUACUGUUGCAGGCUGGACAUCUCCUGCCACCUCUGAGUCUCAUGGCCACCCCUCUUCCACUCUCCCAGAGGAAGAGGAAGAGGAGGGAUACUGCCCCAGGUGUCUGGAGCUAGAGCAAGAAGUCCUGUCGCUUCAGCAAGAAAAUGAAGAACUGCGCCGCAAGCUGGACAGCUUUCCAGUUCCCUGCCAGAAUGUCUUGGACUAUUUCAAAAGGGUGCUUCAACAGCACAACCAGUUUGUGCAGCCGCCAUCAGAAGAGCAGCUAACAGAGGGAAGCAAGCAGUUGCUGGGCAACUAUCCUGUUUACAUCACCAACAAGCAGUGGGAUGAGGCUGUAAACUCGUCCAAGAAAGAUGGAAGGAGGCUUCUGCGCUAUCUGAUUCGGUUUGUGUUCACCACAGAUGAGCUCAAGUAUUCUUGUGGAUUGGGAAAGAGGAAGAGAUCCGUGCACAUGGGUGACUUGGGCCCAGAAAGGCGUCCCCUCAACCCAGUUAAAGUAACCUGUCUCAGAGAGUUUAUAAGAAUGCACUGUGCCUCCAAUCCAGACUGGUGGAUGCCUUCCGAGGAGCAGAUUAACAAGGUGUUUAGCGAUGCAGUGGGCCACGCUCGGCAGGGACGGGCGGUAGGGUCCUUCCUCAGCACCAGCACUCCUGGAAACAAUAUUGUGACCUUCGAGAGCUUCGAGAGCCAUUUGUCACAAGAUGAAAUGUUUGCCAAGGGAUCUCAAGAUGGAACUGGGGAAUGAAGUGAAGAACGUCUCCUACAAGUCUGUUGGCCACAGAGGAGCAUUUGCAGCACUUGGCGUCUCACUGGUGCAUUUUUAACUUACCACACAGUAAUAGAGUCUCAAGUUAUUUGGUCACUCCAUGCUUUCUACAAGCACUCUCAUGUCCUCUACUGGACAAUGAUCACUUUAAAUCAGAGAAACUGUAAUUUCACAUUUAUGGUUGUGGCGAAUGAGAUGUUGAGACUGUUGAGAUGGCAACACUGCCUUUGUUAAGAACAAACAAAGAAGAAGAAGAUUGAUAGUUUUAGGCAGCCAUGUUUAUUUUGGAUGGGUCAAUUUAAGUUUUAUAGUUUACUGAAAAAAAGUCAAUUAAAUCUUUUCUCAGUUGAAAGCAUUCUGCCAAAAUGGAGAAACCUGGAUUUUAUCUUUUACCAACUCAGCAAGGUAGAAAUUAAGGCAGUGGCUGCUUGGUGAACCACGUGUCAUGGGCAGGAGUGAUGAUCAGAAAAGGAGACACCUCUUUGGGCAGGGCAUUUGCAUGGUGUGACAAGAAUUUGAGCAGCAUUGUUGAAUGAGCGAACGGGUGGGGCAGUGCAAUCAUGGAACAACACAUAUAGAAGGUGAAUGGGACUUCUAGACUGGGAAUUAUUGUGGGUCUAAAACAGCAAGAAAAUAAGAUGUACCUUUAUUUAAACAAAUUUAACAUCCACAAUUUGAAAAAGGGUGGUGCGUUCAUUAGUGGUGCUGCAGAAUCCUGGGUGCCUGUUCUACCUGAGUCUUCAGAGUUUCUUCUCCAGAUACUUCUGUUUCCUCCCCGCUUUUAAAGACUUGUAGGUUAGGCUGCACUAUCUGAUUAUGAGAGGCUGUGGGGAGGUUUGUGCUCCGCCGUACCCCUGUGCUGAUUUCUAUCUUGACCUUUGUGCUACCAAGAAAGGUUGUAGAUCACUGUGGCUUAGUAUUGAAAUAAGCAUGGCCAGGAAAUGGAAAUGAAGGGUUAAAAAUGCUUUUUUUUUUUUUAACUUUCUGCAUAAAAUGGCCUAAAUAAGGUGGCAAAUCAGUACCAUCACAAAUUAUUCCAAAAUUAUUUUUAUUUUAAGUUUGAUUGUUAAGGGCUUCUGCGAAUUUGAUCAUUAUUAUAUGCUUUCACGACUCUUCCCAUGCCAAAAUGGAGGUGUACAAAGUCCGAAAGCUUUAAGCCUGGCUGUUCUUCAUCUCCGAGCAAAGUUUGCCUCCCAAACAAUUAUUUGUGGUUCUCAUCAAAGUGAUUUUCUGGAAAUCAUAUAUCAUGAGAUCAAUCUGGUAAUUUGAAAUAGUGAUAGCACCUCCUGUCCAUCAAUGUUAGAAUUUUGGAACCUUUCUUGGCAGCAUAAUCAAGGUGAAGUAACAACAAGAAUACAUUUACUGUAUACAGCUGGAAACUUGUCAAGGGGAAAACACACAAAUGUUAGAAGGUUUUUCUUCACAAAG
This is a messenger RNA of Polypterus senegalus (gray bichir), 3101 nucleotides long. RefSeq names its product BEN domain-containing protein 4. NCBI's taxonomy places the organism in Eukaryota, Metazoa, Chordata, Cladistia, Polypteriformes, Polypteridae. The record is from RefSeq and is a predicted model, not a curated record. Gene Ontology annotation, molecular function: DNA binding. Bases 30 to 1652 code for a protein of 540 amino acids. The transcript is spliced from 6 exons.